Molecule: messenger RNA, 2483 nt
Organism: Alligator sinensis (Chinese alligator)
Lineage: Eukaryota; Metazoa; Chordata; Crocodylia; Alligatoridae
Gene: CX3CL1
Product: C-X3-C motif chemokine ligand 1
Exons: 4
Coding region: 566-2113 (515 amino acids)
Biological process (GO): neutrophil chemotaxis; positive regulation of ERK1 and ERK2 cascade; cellular response to tumor necrosis factor
Cellular component (GO): extracellular region
Molecular function (GO): CCR chemokine receptor binding; chemokine activity
Source: RefSeq, a predicted model, not a curated record
GAAAAGAAAAUCUAUUACAGAUUAGGCACACAGAAUGCUGGGGAAUUCCGAGUCAGCCCUGGCUGUAUUGCUAUUGCCUAAACGUCCUUGUUUUUCCUUGCAUCUCAUUUCAUCACAGUCCAGCAUGUGGGUGGUGGUAUCCUGACAGUGAGGAUUAAAAUAUGUGUGGAACUGCUAGCAGUGGCCAUUCUGCUAACACUUCUGUCUCCAGGAUAGACUCAAAAGAGAAACUGUCAAGUAUUCCUACUUCAUUACAACAUUAGCUCCUUUGAUCUCAGGACCAUGAAAAGCUCUUCUGUCUUGCGCCUUAUACUGUUGCUAGGGCUGUGGAUUUUGGAAAGACUGGUUGCAGCCUGAGCCUGCCAAGAAGAGCACUGUAAUUAGUGACAGCUUUAGCAGCCUCAUAUGUGACAGAGCACGUAUGUCCUUAGGAAAAGAACUGAGAUCUUUCACAAACACCUAAUCAAGUGGGGUGGCAUCUGGAUCAGAACUGAUGACCCAACAGUGAAGGCCUGAUCCAUUUAGGUCCCAGGGACAACCAAAAUCAUUUGUUGGAUGUGCAACAAUGUGUAAGGGUUUUACAAAAGAAUUACCCCUGAGGCUGUUGAAGAGCUACAAGAAAACAGACCCAUCCUGUCCCAAGUCUGUUAUCAUAUUUAGUACUAAAAAGUCCAGGGAAUUUUGUGCAAAUCCAGAGGAGAGCUGGGUGAAGGUGAGAGUCACAGAACUUGACCGAAAAAAUGCCCCUCCAACUCCUUCACCUUCAAAUCCCAUCAGUUCCGUAUUACUACAAGAAAAGGCAGGCGUAUUUCAGAGAGUUAUUGGAGGUGUCGUGUCCACUGCAACCCAGACCAGUGGCUCAGUGAGUCCUAGUUACGUGGCUGGCACAACACUUUCAGAGGCAACAAAUGUUUCUGCUGUAAGGGCAGAGGGUACAAACAUAGCCACACUGGUUGUGCAAGAGUCUAUGUGGCUCUCUACAAAACCUUCCUCUGUGAUCCCAGGGACUAACACUGCUACAUACUCUGAUCCUGCUACAUAUGGGAAUGAGGUUUCCAUGAGACUUAUUACACACCCAGCAGCUCAUGCAUCAGACACUAAUCUCAGUGGACUGACUCCAUAUACCACAUCUCCUGUGAGAAGGCCUGAGAGUUUUGUAGGAUCCACACAAGAAGCCACAGGAUCUUCUACAAGUGGAAAAGCUGAUGUGCCAACCACUGAACCUUACAGAUUUAAUUCUUAUACUACACCGGUCAUGAAAAACUUUGAAAGCUACAUAGAAUCUACAUGGGAUCCCACAGAAUCUUCUACAACCAGAAAAGCAAUUGCAUUGAGCACUAUUACCAACAGAAUUAAUUCACAUCCUACACUGGUCAUGACAAGAUCUCAGAGCUAUAUAGGAUCUACAGAAGAAUCCACAGGACCUCCUACAAGUACAAAAGCUGAUGCGUCAGGCCCUGUUCCCAGUAGAUUUAAUUCUGAUCCCACAUGGGUCAUGAAAGGGUUUGACAAGUCCAUGGGAUCAACAAACAGAUCCACAGGAGAUAUUAUAAGCCCAGUAGCUGACAAAUCAGAUGCUGACCCCAGAAGAUUUACUUCAAAUGCCCCAUCCAUUGAAAGCAGUCCUGAGAGUGCCAUAUUCCAGACAACACCUGCCGUAAUAAAAUCUGUUCCUAGCAAGCCUGCUGAAGAGUUUACACUGAUGAGAAGAGUGAUGGAAAGCUACACUAUGAAAACUGAAGAUGUUGUGAAAGAAAGUGUUGCUGUCACAGGACUCACUACACACUCCUCCUCUGUUGAAGGAGAAACUAGUUCAUUCAGUAAGAACAGAGAUAAUGCAAGACAGGUUGGUAGUGACUCUGCUUCCAGGGGUGAGGCUAACACCUCUAACCAUUCAUAUCCUGUAGAAAAGGAAGAUUCUCCUCAGUCCAUUCCUGAAUCCAUUUCACCAGCAGACACUUCAGUCUUUAUCAGCACAACAUCCCUAGAAAUGAACAGAGCCAGGAUGACUACAGAAAUACCAGCUAUACCAUUUGUGUCUUCACACAGCUUUCUGGCUCAAUACCAAAUCUUGUCUACAGCCUGGCUUUCUUGGCAGCUGUUCUUUGUGUAGUCAUAUACAUAAAGUGUAUGACACCUGGUGGUGAAGUAGCUAAAGAAACGGUACAAGGCUUGCUUUUCAGUUGCUAGUCAGCAAGGCUAUUGAAUAUGCAGUGGACGUUAUCUGUGUUCUCUGAGACAUGAACGUUGGCAGCUUCUAUCCUACAAAAAAGUUAGAAAAAGUGCAUUGAUGCAAGGGAUGAUCCAAGUAUGUCAUGCCCUGCAGCAAGAUGUUAUUCAAUUGCAAAACAAAAUUGAAAACCAAAAAUUAGAAAUUGUGGCUGCUAAAAAGCAGGCACAAGACAAAAUUGCAGACCAAGAUUUGGAAAUUGUGGCUGCAAAAAAAGAAAUAGAAAAUUGGAAAACUAAUGUUCAAAUACUUA